AUUUUUUCUGAAAUUUCCAGUUGAAUUCCUACUCAAGCGAUGUGAGAGACAAUAGAGGCUCUCAAUGAAAGCACCAAUGUUGGUCCAAAAUAGGACGCUCGUAAGCUUUUGGAAAAGCUACGUACGACACUCAAGCAGGAAUUAGGAAAGCAAGAACGGGAAAGUGCUAAGGGAAUUUGGUAGUCAAGAAUAGCUUAUCUAUUAUUUGACUCGAACUUGCCUUUUAUAGGCGAUUACAAAUGGUAACUGCCGAAAAUACUAAUGGCUAACUAAUUACAACAUUAAUAAGGAAUUAAAUACAUAAUUAAGUCACACAUCAAUUACUUUGGCCGUUAUAGUUCCUGGUUGGCAGGUCAGCCUGGCUGGCAGGCUGGACGCUUGAGCUCCCUCCUGCUGGACUGGACGGUGGGCUUCCCGCUAGGCUGGAGGAAGACUUCUGACCGGGUCGGAGGCAGGCUCCCGUGUAGGCUGGAAGGCAGGCUCCCUGUUGGGCUGGAGGCAGGCUGCUGGCCGGGCUGGAAAACAGGCUCCCCAAAGGCCGGGCUGGAGGGCAGGCUCCCAGUUGGGCUGGUCGGUUGGCUCCCCACCGGGCUGGGAGGCAAGCUCUCUUGGGCUUCCGGUUGGGCCGGUAGGCAGGCUCUCCGUUGGGCUGGAAGGCAAGCUCCCCGUUGGGCGGGCUGGAGGGCAGGCUCCCCGCUAGGCUGGUCGACAGGCUCUUUUGGGCUUUCGCUCCUUGACUGACCUGAUCGAUUGGGCCGACUCAAGCUCUGGGUUGCUGGGCUUGGGCCUGCUGGUCUAAGUUCGGGGCCUGGGCCGAUUAGGCUUUGGGCCUAGUCCCAUAACCCCAUCACGAGCCCCCACUCCCUUAGUCGAGUAGUAGACUCGGCUAAGAGGGAGUUGUUCAAGUCAGCUGCUAAUUAAAAAAUAUUCAUAUAUCAGGGAGCCAUAAUUGUGGAUUUUGUCAAUCCCAUAAUUUAUGGAGAUUUCCAAAUUUUGAAUAAGGCGCCCAACUUUAAAAAGGCUCCGAAUUAAUUCCCUCAGCGCUCUAGCAUUCCAGCAGCAAGCUUUCUCCCAGACUUCAGGAUCCAGGUCAGCUUCAAAAAAUCCCUGAAAUUCAUUAUUAUUAUUUCAAAAAUUAUUUUCGGACUUUAUAUUAUUAUCCCUUCCUUUUCUUUUCUUUCCUUUUCUUUUCUUUCCUUCUUUUUUUUUCUUUCCUUUUCUUUUCUUUUCCUUUCUUUCCUUUUUUCUCUUUCCUUUUCUCUUUCCUGGUUUCCUGCGUGCGUCCUCCAUGCGUCGCCCCAACGCCGCAGCUUCCCGCCGAACUGACUGAACGCCACUUCCCUUCCGACGGCUCUACUGGGUCGCCCCCGCCGUGCUAGGCGGCUUUCCCGUGCUCUCCACCGCUGGCCAGCACCGCCCUGGCAGUCCGACAAAUCUGGCCGGCUAGUCUGGACUCCUGCCACGUCCGGCUGGUGCACCUCGCAUGGGUCGGAGGCCACCCCAGCUGGUCACCGUCUCCCAAAGGUUGGCGUCUCGGCGGCUGGGCGCCCCACUUGUCCGGUGUUCAGGUUGUCCGGAGAGCCGCCACCUCGUUCUUCCGCCGCCGGUCGUUGCCGACCGCCGCCGCCUAUGAAUCUGCUAGCCAAGCGUCCGGGUAAAGCUUAGGGUCCGGGUUGAGUGGCAUCGUCUCUCUAUUGGCCGGGAAAGCUGCUGGGGCAUACGGGUAGCCGCCAUGCGUUCUUCCUCCUUGGGUUGGCGGAAAUCUAUGCAUACGUAGGAUAGGCAGCGAUGAUGACCGGAUCCACCUUACUGUCGGCUGCCGGCGGUGCUGGUCCCCCCUAGUUGGGCGAUGGGCCAGGAUAGAUUUUCUUUCCCCCAGGGUUCCGCGUUGCUCGGCGUUUGAUGCUUGGUUGUUUUCCUUCUAUGUUUUGUCUUUGCAGGUUUGACUUUCUCCCGGAGAUGGCUCCAGCUAGGCGGACCACUACUGUUGAGGGUCGGCAACUGAGCGUUCCACAUAGAGCGCGGGCACAACAUGUGGUCAUGUCAGAUUCCGACGAUGACUUUGGUGCUCGGCAGGACCUGAACCUUUGGUGGGACCUUGAUAAUAGCGGAAUAACGAACCUCCCCCCUCGUAUCCAAGACGAGGACCUUGCCGUUGCAUACAGUUUGAUUGGCCAUGAUUGUUUGUUGGAAUCUCCGGGGGCUACUGACAUAUUGAGCAAUCCACCAACUCCCUACUUCGGGGUCCAUAUCCACUCUCUGGAGUUAGGGAUGGUCGUGCCACUGCACCCCUUCCUGGUUCGGUUCCUACACUUUCUGGGUGUGGCCCCGGGUCAAUUGGCUCCGGCGGCUCACAUGUUCGUUGCAGCUUUUGUGACGCGGUGUGAGGAUGUGGGUCUCACACCCACGAUUGAUCUGUUUUUCAGCUGCUUCCGGUGGCGUGCUUCUAGCUUUUUCGCCUUACUCUCCCAGAGGCCGGUGAGCAAACUGUUUUGGUCGGGUUACCCCCGUUUGGGGAAGGGGUGGAAGAAGAGAUGGAUAUGGGUAUCCGACCCCAACCUCCCGUCACCUCUGCCUCAGUGGGGUGAACGGGUUCGGAAAUGUGACCGGGUCGCUCUCUCCUCUGGUCUCAAGUCCUCCAUCGAGAUAUUGUCCGCAGGCGGUCCCCACUCCAUCAGCUCAUAUUUAGUUGUGCCUGAGAAGCUCGUUGUUGAGGCGGAAUCCGAUGAAGAGGAGGAGCCUCAAUAAGUCAUCGUUCCUGUGGCAGCAAUGGCUGCAAAGGGGAAAGGGCACGGAGCCCCCCUCUAAGAAGGGUGAGAGUUACCUUCGGGCCUCGGCCAACUACGCCAGUGCAGGAGCAGCACAAGGGCGGACUCGUCGACCUGCUAGUCAAAUUGGAUGUGUCCGAUGAGGAGGAGCCCUGCCCAGCCGUCGCUGAUGUGGCCCCCAAGACGGUUGUGGGGAAAGAGCGCGGAGCCUCCUCCCCGGGCCGAGGGGAACGAAUCUCGAAGAAGGCCAAAGUCGCCCCCAAGUUUCAUUCCACUGAGCAGGUACAUGAGGGUGCAGAUGAGAGGAUGGUCGAACGGAUCAGCCAUGACACCCAGCAUACAGUUACUUACGCCUUCCCAUCUUCGAGUGCCUCGAUUAUGCAUGAAGGCUUCAGCGUGACGCUGACGAAGCUAGGGCUGCCCUGUGGGCCAGCCAGAAAGCCUUCCCCGAGCUGCAGUCCUCACGUGCACAAGAAUGUGAAGAAGCGGCCAAACAAGGAGUCAAAAAAGCGCUCCCCGAGUUCCAGGCCUCCGAGCAGUUCUAGAAGAUCAUCUCUGCGAGGGUGCAAGCGGAACAGUCUGAACUAGUGCAGAGUAUUGGCGACGACCCCCGACGGAGAGUAUUGGCGCGUUUGCGAAGUCCUCUAUGCUUUUCAGAGUGGCAAGUAUUUGAUGCAGCAGAAGGUGUAUGGCCGGUUGAAGAAUCUCGACCCUGACUUUCAUCCAUCUAUAUUGGGCCUUCCUGGUCGCAUGAAGAAACCCGUGGAGGCGAUAGCCCUUUUUCCCCCCAGAGGCCGUCCGUCAGGAGGAGGAGCUUGGUAGUUCGAACGAAUGGGCCUGGUUCUUUCCGCCAGCUCCGGGGAACAUGACUCCUGUGGCCCCCGGCCAGGACUUGGUUGGUGUGUUAGAUGAUGUUCCCAAGGUUGAUGGUGAUGGGUAUGUCCAGCCAUGACCUUGUAUUUUGUAUUUCCUUUGUUUCCCA
Molecule: messenger RNA, 3750 nt
Organism: Cuscuta europaea
Lineage: Eukaryota; Viridiplantae; Streptophyta; Magnoliopsida; Solanales; Convolvulaceae
Source: the annotation of a GenBank genome assembly